Molecule: messenger RNA, 1946 nt
Organism: Sinocyclocheilus anshuiensis
Lineage: Eukaryota; Metazoa; Chordata; Actinopteri; Cypriniformes; Cyprinidae
Product: glypican-6-like
Exons: 8
Coding region: 1-1374 (457 amino acids)
Biological process (GO): cell migration; regulation of signal transduction; regulation of protein localization to membrane
Cellular component (GO): cell surface; extracellular region; synapse
Source: RefSeq, a predicted model, not a curated record
AUGUUUCUCUCUUUUUCAGAAUUCUUUCUGGAGUUGCUGGACAACUCAGAAAAGUCACUGAACGACAUGUUUGUGCGCACAUACGGCAAACUGUACACGCACAACUCGGAGAUGUUUGAGGACCUGUUCUCCGAGCUCAAGCGUUACUACACCGGCGGAAACGUUAACCUGGAGGAAGUGCUGAAUGACUUCUGGUCGAGACUUCUGGAGCGCAUGUUUCAGCUGCUGAACUCUCAGUACACCUUCACUGAUGACUAUCUGGAGUGUAUCAGCAAAUACACCGACCAGUUAAAGCCCUUUGGAGAUGUUCCGCGCAAGCUCAAGGCUCAGGUCACCAAGGCCUUCAUUGCGGCACGCUCAGGCAUCUAUGGAGCUGCAGUAGGAUCUGAUGGGACUAACUUCUUUCCAUUUGUAUUUCUCCUGCAGGUCAAUAUAUCUCCAGGCUGCAGUAAAGCAUUGACCAAAAUGCUGUACUGUCCGUACUGUGGAGGACUGCCAAGCCUCAAACCCUGUGCCAACUACUGCCAAAAUGUCAUGCGGGGCUGCCUGGCCAACCAAGCGGACCUGGACCCGGAGUGGAACCUCUUCAUCGAUGCCAUGUUGCUGGUGGCUGACAGACUGGAAGGGCCCUUCAACAUUGAGACCAUCAUGGAGCCGAUAGAUGUAAAGAUCUCAGAGGCCAUCAUGACCAUGCAGGACAACAGCAUGCAAGUUUCAUCCAAGGUAUUUCAGGGAUGUGGUCAUCCCAAACCAGCUGGAGUUGGCCGAUCUGCCCGCGGGAUCUCUGAUGUGUUCAACAGUCGCUUCAGACCCUACAGCCCAGAAGAGAGGCCCACCACGGCAGCUGGCACCAGCCUGGACAGACUGGUGAUCGACAUUAAGGAGAAGCUGAAGGAGUCAAAGGAAUUCUGGUCGUCGCUGCCAGACAGCAUGUGUGCAGAGGAUGAAAUGACUGACCCAGAUGAGGAGCAGUGCUGGAACAGUCACACAAAGGGAAGAUAUUUCCCUGAAGUUGUAAAAGACGGCCUUACGAACCAGCUCAAUAACCCAGAGGUGGAAGUGGACAUCACUAGACCAGACACCUUCAUCAGACAGCAGAUCAUGACCCUGCGAGUGAUGACCAACAAGCUGCGAAACGCCUACAAUGGCAAAGACGUCUACUUCCAAGACUCCAGUGAUGAGGAGAGCGGCUCAGGCAGCGGUAGCGGCUUCACAACUGAGCCUGAAGUGGUCCACACGGAGCCCCCGAUGCUGGAAGCAGACAAAAGCGACCCGCAACCACCAACAGACGUGGCGGCCCAUCAGCAAAAGCCUUUGUUGCAGUUACUAGUGGCAGUAACGGCCCUCACAUGGCUGCUGCUGUGGUUGAGAUAAUGGCAGUAGGCGGCACGCAGCCACACGGACGUUUAAGACAGACGCAGCAUCGCUCGCGCUGUUAGCCUUUCCAUAACUGGACUGGACAUUUUCCAAAAAAAAAAAAAAAUGGUAAUAAAAAAUAUCAAGAAAUAACCCAUGAAAAAGGAGAGCAAGCUAACUAGCUAGGCAUGAGGAGAAGGACGAGCGAGCGCAAACCUUUGCAUCCUGCUUGUUCCAAAGAAUGCUUGGUGCAAUCAGAAGCAGCUUCUCUUUUGGCCAACUGCUCUCAUUUCUAAAUGAAUUUAAGAGAAAAACUAACUUUUCGGAUGAAAAGUGGUCGCCAUGCAAAUGCUAUCGCUUUGCAUUUUCGCAAGAGAAUGGGAAAAUAUGAAAAUCUAUAUUUUUGCUUUCCUUACUGCAUAAAUGAGACGCCAAAAUACGCUCUGGUGUUUUUUGUUGUUGUUUUUGUUUUUAAUUAAAUGUUCACCCCUCCCGAAUCAUUGUGCGAUAAACAAAAAAACAGACGUUAUAAAGAAAAAAGAAACAAUAAAAACGAUAUAAAUCAACUUGUUUAUGUACCACUGUGAGAA